AUGACUACUACACUUAGGAUGCUUACUUAUGAAAUAACGGCUGAUUGUAUGGAUGAAUAUCUAAGGAUCGGAGAAAGCACCGCAUUGAAUAGUCUGAAAAAGUUUGUUAAAGCUAUUGUAGUAAUUUAUUCGGAUAAGUACUUAAAGCCAUCAAACAACGAUGAUAUUGCUAGAUUGCUAACAGUUGGUGAAAGUCGUGGUUUUCCUGGAAUGUUGGGGAGUAUAGAUUGUAUGCACUGGAAAUGGAAAAGUUGUCUGACUGUGUUAAGCGAAAUGUAUACUAGUCAAAUUCAUGAACCAACAAUUAUUUUGGAAGCAGUGGCGUCGUAUGAUCUUUGGAUAUGGCAUGCAUUUUUUGGGUUACCAGGAUCUCAUAAUGACAUCAACGUGCUAGAUCGAUCUCCUAUAUUUGCCGAGCUUGCUGAAGGCUACGGUCCUCCAGUCAAUUACUCAAUCAAUAGUAAUGACUAUACAAUAGGAUACUACCUUGCUGAUGAAAUAUAUCCACAAUGGUCAACAUUUGCAUGUGUGGUAUUGCAUAACAUGAUUGUUGAGGAUGAUCGAGAUGUCAAUGGAUCAGAAGACUUCAAUUCUGAUGCAAUCGAUGGAAGUUCACAAAAACCGGUCUCACAUGAGCAUACACCUGAAUUUAUGGAAUUCAUUCAAAAUCAUCAUCUCAUUAGGGACAAGGAAACUCAUUCUCGACUCCAAGCUGACUUUGUUGAGCACUUGUGGCAAGUGCAUGGACAAUCAUGCUAG
Molecule: messenger RNA, 759 nt
Organism: Camellia sinensis
Lineage: Eukaryota; Viridiplantae; Streptophyta; Magnoliopsida; Ericales; Theaceae
Source: RefSeq, a predicted model, not a curated record